Peronospora matthiolae is the source of this 1092-nucleotide messenger RNA. The record is from the annotation of a GenBank genome assembly. NCBI's taxonomy places the organism in Eukaryota, Oomycota, Peronosporomycetes, Peronosporales, Peronosporaceae.
AUGAAUAUGUUGGAUGAUGAAGAUGACCAAAGCUUUCACGCUACGCGUGACGGCUACUCCCAUUUGAGCGAUGUCGAAUGGGAUGCGGUUGAACGAAUGGGUUCGACCAUGGGCAUCCAUGCUGUUAGCGUCAUGCUAGAGGCUCUUAAUAGAGAUGCCCAACAUGCUACUAUCGCCAAGUUCAUUCAAAAUGAACUUGACGCAGAACGCGAGAAAGUAGCCUUGCUUCACCAACAAGGUUCUCAACAAGCAGAGUUGUUGAGAGAACAGGGUGCUCAACAGUUUGAACUGUUGAGACAGCAGCAGGCUGCUGCUGGUGGGUCGAUGCACUCGCGUCGACCCGAGACCUUGAAGAUUGACAUCUCCAAGGCGCGUCGCAUCGACGACGGGGAUAUGCAAGUUGCAUUUGCCCAGUCAAAUCUGGCAGGACGUGCCAAGACUUGGGCACUGGGGCUCAAGUUGCACGACCCAUAUGCGUUUGGGUCGUUGGAAGUCUUCAAGUCGCGGCUCAGACAAACGUUUGGACCGCCUAGAGCUGAGUUCAGGGCUCGAACCGAACUCUUGAAGCUCAAACAGGGUAAGCAUGAUGUGCACGCUUACGCUCAACAUAUACGACAUCUCACGAGUUGUAUAAGCUCCAAUCCGGUGGGUGAACACACGUUGGUUUCGGUGUUCAUGCAGGGUCUUGCGGAUGGUCCCGUCAAGACUCACCUGUUCCGGCUUGAACUAGAUUCACUAGAACAAGCCAUUUCCAUUGCGGAGCAGGAAGACUUCAGUCUGAGACAGGCUCACGCCAGCUCGACAUCAUAUCGUCAACCGAGACGAUAUGACAACGGAGGUCCAGAGCCGAUGGAACUCUGUUAUGUAGAGAGCGAGAAGGCUCGCUCUACAGGCUACAAGAAGGUGCAGAGGUGCAACAGAUGUCAAAAGACAGGACACUACGCUUACGAGUGUAGUGCCCCUCGUCCAGUGUCUCGCGACACUGGGCGUAGUGACCGUCCACCCAUGAGAAAGGGGCAGGGACGAGGGUCCGCAGUUGGUGCAAAGACGCAACAACGGGAUGGACCGUCAAAAAACGGACAGGAUCAGUAG